Molecule: messenger RNA, 735 nt
Organism: Closterium sp. Naga37s-1
Lineage: Eukaryota; Viridiplantae; Streptophyta; Zygnematophyceae; Desmidiales; Closteriaceae
Source: the annotation of a GenBank genome assembly
AUGCGCGGCGCCGCGGGAUGCCCGGCGGAAUGCGAGGCGGGAUGCGCGGCGGGAUGCGCGGGGGGCGCCUGCGUGUUCGACUCGCGGGGGGUGAAGCGGGAGGGGGAAGAGGAGUUCCUGGUGCUCUGGGAGGGCCUCCUCGCCUUCACCAGCCUGCUACCCGCCUCCCUACUAUCACUCCCCCCACCAUUUCCCCUGCCUCCCCUUCAAGUCAACUCCCCACACUCCCAGCACUCCACACCCUCCGCUCCCCCAUCAGGCCAACCACCCUCCACCACAUUCAACUCCUCUUUCUCCAAUUCCUUCCGUCCCCACCUCCCACUUCCCAUCCCAAAACCCCACCUGUACCCCCAAUCAGACGUUAGAAUACCCUCCCAGCCUCUGCCUCCCCCCACUGCUAAGGUGCAAGCUUGGCACCAUCCAUCCCACAUGGGGUCUCCACCUCCUCCUCCUGCUGCUGCUGCCGCCGCCACCGCUGCUGCUGCUGCCACCAACGCCGCCGCCGCCGCCGCCACUGCCGCCGUCGCCGCCGCCGCCGCUGCUGCUGCUGCUGCUGCUGCUGCUGCUGCUGCUGCUGCUGCUGCUGCUGCUGCUGCUGCUGCUGCUGCUGCUGCUGCUGCUGCUGCUGCUGCUGCUGCUGCUGCUGCUGCUGCUGCUGCUGCUGCUGCUGCUGCUGCUGCUGCUGCUGCUGGUUGCCUGCUUCGCCUGCAUCGGCUCGGCACCAUCCCACACGGA